Colossoma macropomum (tambaqui) is the source of this 2748-nucleotide messenger RNA. RefSeq names its product erythropoietin receptor (gene epor). The transcript has 8 exons. NCBI's taxonomy places the organism in Eukaryota, Metazoa, Chordata, Actinopteri, Characiformes, Serrasalmidae. Gene Ontology annotation, cellular component: external side of plasma membrane; membrane. Gene Ontology annotation, molecular function: cytokine receptor activity; protein binding. Gene Ontology annotation, biological process: hemopoiesis; positive regulation of cell population proliferation; cytokine-mediated signaling pathway. Bases 249 to 1868 code for a protein of 539 amino acids. The record is from RefSeq and is a predicted model, not a curated record.
CACACAAGUAAACAAUUCAGGACGUUCUUGAGUCGCUUAUCUCGUACUCUGCACGUUGUGAGAGUGGCGCGAGAUCCGCCGUAUCUGCAGAACAAGCUGUGCACGAGCGAGCGAGAGAGGGAGGGAAAGAGAGCGAGCGAUAGAGAGAGCGAGAGAAAGAGAGAGAGCGCGAGACAACGACAGUCGGACUGUUGGUCGGUAUGCGGAGUAACAGCAAUGUUGCUUUUGUUCUUUGUUGAGGCCAAAAAAUGACAAAUGUCAGAAGAAGCGUUUUAGCGAUUUACGUACUUUCUUUGGCUUUUGCCUCAAGCGCAGGACAAACUUUUGAAAGCAAAGUUGAACAGUUGCUUCAUGACGAGCCGGAGAACAUAAAAUGUUUUACUGAGACCUUGAGGGACCUAACCUGCUUCUGGGAUGAAAAGGAAGACAGGAAUAGUUUCUUCGACCAGUACACAUUCACCUACCAAUACCAGAAUGAAAACAGCAGCGUGUGUGCCGUGUCUAUGCUGGGAGCAGCUGGAAAGCAGCUAUACCUCUGCAGACUGUCCCGAAUUGAGUUCUUCGUGCCACUCCACCUGAGCGUGUAUCAGGGGGGAAGGGAACUCUACAACCGCAGCCUCUCAAUUGACCAAGUCUUGCUAUUGGAUCCUCCUGCCAAUGUUACUGUGGUGAGGACAAGACAACAGGGGCAGCUGAAUGUCACCUGGCUGCCUCCAGCCCUUAAGUACAUGGACGACAGUAUGAUGUACGAGGUCAGAUAUGUCGUGGAGGGGAGCCCCAUGAGAAAGGAAAUAGUGAAGGACAGCACAAAGCUCACCCUGCGUGGCCUUCAACCAAACAGCAAGUACAAAGUGUGGGUCCGUGUCAAACUUGAUGGCAUCAGCUAUAAUGGUUACUGGAGCGCUUGGUCUGAUCCUGUGUUUGGGACUACUCCCCCAAGUGACUUGGACCCAUUGAUUUUGGUACUGGUUCUCAUCAUCUCUCUGAUCCUCAUCCUGCUGUCUCUCACUGUUCUUCUGUCCCAUCACAAAUUCCUGUUAAAGAAAUUGUGGCCCAAUAUCCCUUCACCUGAGCGCAAGUUCCCAGGUCUCUUUACUGUCUACAAGGGAGACUUCCAGGAGUGGCUUGGCCACAAUAAUGGCAGCACGUGGCCAGUCCACAUGUACACCGAGGAGCUUCCAGCCCCUCUGGAAGUGUUGUCAGAGGCAAGUCUGCCAGCACCACUUCCCAGUCACAUACCUAACCCGAGGCCAGCAGCCAUGCCUAGAGCAGCUCCCUUCUCCAGAGAGGAGUCAGACACCAUCGAAGAAGGGGAGGAUCAGUUAGCGACAAGGGGCAUGGUUGCAGGUUUGCUUGACAGAUGGCAAGAACCUCGUCACACCCACUGGUUGAUGGAGCAGCUAAGGGCCCUUCAGGAACAUCCGGAAGCCCUAUCUCAAUCAUCACUCCUUGAAUCGCAAGACACAUACGUGACUCUCAACCAGAACUCUCAACACACCAAAGAAGAUGAGCAAGGGGACGAUAUCUUGGAGGAGUCACUGCCCCUGCAGGCCCUCUUCGCCAGCAGAGGGACCUCUUUGUCAGCUGCCUCCCAUUCCGAUCUCGGCUCCCUCCAGCAAAGCUCUGGGUCAGGAAGACUGUCUUCCCAGUCGAGUUUCGAGUAUCCAAACCACACAUGGCCGCCUAAAGGGCCAGGAUAUACUUACAUGGCUGUGGCAGACUCAGGAGUCUCCAUGGACUACAGUCCAAUGAGCUCCAGCAGAAUAACAGACAUGGGCAAAGGUGUCAUCUAUACCAAUGAGUACAAGAACGACAUUCUUGGGCACAGACAGCCACUCUCUGGCCAACCAAUUCACUCUCAGUACUGAUCGAAAGACUGCAUGGUGCAUAAAAAAGACAGAUGUUUUACAAAAUAAUGCCAAAAAGACAUCAUGUACUGUGCAGAAUAUUCCAAAAAAAAAGGACAUUUAUGUCUAGGACAAUAAGGAGCAGUGGAGAGAAGUUCACAGCCAGGAUAUUUUCACUGCUAACUUUUAAGACAUACAAGACAACGUAACACUUGAGGAAUCUAAGAAUCUCAGACAAUUGUACUUGGAUAACAUAAGCUAUUCCUUUGAUCUCCUACAUUUUUGUGAAAAUAAAAACUUUAACCAUGGCAGCUGUUGAAGUAAAACAAAGCCUGAUAUUUUGAUAUAUUUCUGUACAGUACACCACAUAUCACAGGCAACCUUUAAAAAGGUUUUUAUUUUUUACACUUGUAUUGAGUUAAAUGUUACUGCAGGAGGUUGAUUAAGUUUGGUCUUCCAGAAAAGCUUAUCAACAAUCCCCAUAUUUUAAGGUUGUGUGUCAAUGUACUCUGUUUUGUGUUGGUCACCCUGAAUGUCACAAGGGUUCAGCUGUUGUAAAGACUGUAGGUAACCUAAUUAUCAUACCAGGUGUAAAUAGCAUUGUUGUUUCAACAUAACGUGCUUUCAAACCUUUUAGUAUUUAAUUAUUGCAUCUACCUGUCUACUCAUAUAAAACGACUCUUACAUCAGUUUUGUAAUUUAAUGUCAUUACGUUUUCAGCAUAAUGUAAGUGUUAUCCAACUAUGCUCUAUUGUAAAAAAAUUCCGAAAACAAUUUCCAUAACUGUUUACUGAAUGUCUAUCAAACACUAUUUUAAAGGCCUGUAACACCUUAUCAGCAUCACAUUUUUCUUAACAAAUAACAAAUAUAAUUUUGCAGAAUAAACAGAACCUACUCAGUA